UCUUCCGUUAUUUCUUCACAUCAACGCCCGUGAUGAGCAUUCCCCAAAAUCCACCUCCUGCUUCUGUUAGGAAGGUGAAAGUGGAAGUGUUGAAGUCGUUUCUUCUGUAUACUGUUGCCAGCACCUGUGUGGGUGUGAUGUACAUCCAGUGGACUCACAUAUGGAUGCUCAAAGCUGAAAUGGCUGAGAUAUCGCAGCGGUUCAGGCCUCUGGAAACAGCGGCGAAGGGAAGCGGGAUAUGCUGCGAUGCCGCCGCCUGCUGCGGGGUUAGCGGAUAUCACAGAUUUCCUGUCAGACAGGCACGUGGACACGACAGAGACACAAGAGAUGUGCAAGAUCAGAAGAAACGGAGACAUAGACGACAAACAGAGCAGCACACAUUUCUUCAUCUUGUUCCUGUGUCCUCUCAGUCGUAUAACAAUCAUGACACCACUGUUCUCUCUUGGGCCCUUGGGCAGAGCAGAGGCGAGGGGCUUCAACUAUCAGGUGACACUGUAACAGUGGUGACAGAGGGUACUUACUUUAUUUACAGUCAGGUGCUGUAUAAAGAUACCACCUGGGUCAUGGGUCAUGUGAUCACAAAAAGCCUCAGGGGGGCAGAGACUAAGCUGAUGAAGUGUCUAAAGAGCAUGCCCAGAAACAUCAGCCAGCCACUUAACACUUGCUACACUGCUGGUGUUCACUUCCUGGAGUCUGGAUCAACACUUCAGCUCUCUGUUCCCCGCAAAUCUGCAGAGAUCAUCCUCACUGCACACGCUACCUUCAUGGGCAUCUUUAACAUCUGAAAGACACACACAAACUCAAACAAUUGCAAAUACCAUGCCCAGUGCUUUUAAGUGGUACAUUAGGGACAUCUAGUGGACUUUAGAAAUGGUGCGGUACUUUAGAAAUGUGUUUCAAGGUUUAAUAAAAUACUACUGUAUAUGCAUGUCACUUAGGUGAGUGUUAAGUUUAGGUAACAGAUGACAAACAACAGUGCUGUGUUGGACUCCAGUGGUUUAAUCAAUGUCUUGGGUGAGAACAGACCAAAAUAUAAUUCCCUUUUCACAGUUCAUCUUGCCAUUGCAGUCUCAAGUCACGAUCAUGAAUUCAAGCCACAAUCCAGUUUCUAGUGUUUGACACAUGUGCAGAGCACAUGAUGGCGCUAUAGGAAGUGUAAUCGAGCUUGAAAUCACCAAGGAGACUGCUGUCAAGAUGUACAGCGAAAAUAUAUUUUUUGGUCUGUGUUGGCCCAAAACCAACUGGAUUGCUUCAGAAGACAAUGACUAAACCACUGGAGUCUUCUGAAUUAUGUUUAUGCUUUUUGGACCUUCAAAGGCCUGAUCAUCAUUCACUUGCAUUGUACGCACCUACCGAGCUGAGACAUUGUUCUAAAAAUAUUUGUUUGUGUUCAGCAGAAGAAAGUUAUACACAUCUUAGAUGGCUUAUGGGUGAGUAACUGAUUAGGGAAUCCCUUUAAAGAGGUUACAAGUUAAAAGCAAAAAAUAAAAAUAAUUUAUGAUCAGUUGCAUUCAUGCUUUCUGCCAUCGACUGUAGAAAUACACCCAAUGUCACAGAUCAAUAUCUCACAUGAUCAUUUAUAACAUCUUUAUUUUGGGGAAAAAAGACUACGGGCUAUAAAAGCAACUGUCAUUUGAAAAAUGUUGUAGUUUGUAAAAGCAACAAUGUUUCAUAACACAUUUGGUGAACAAUUAUUUCAACAAUUAUA
This is a messenger RNA of Xyrauchen texanus (razorback sucker), 1708 nucleotides long. It is a transcript of the gene tnfsf13, whose product is annotated as TNF superfamily member 13. Gene Ontology annotation, biological process: immune response. The coding region runs from base 33 to 785 and encodes 250 amino acids. The transcript has 6 exons. Gene Ontology annotation, cellular component: membrane. Lineage: Eukaryota; Metazoa; Chordata; Actinopteri; Cypriniformes; Catostomidae. Gene Ontology annotation, molecular function: receptor ligand activity; tumor necrosis factor receptor binding. The record is from RefSeq and is a predicted model, not a curated record.